Brassica napus (rape) is the source of this 1697-nucleotide messenger RNA. RefSeq names its product mitogen-activated protein kinase kinase kinase 20-like. The record is from RefSeq and is a predicted model, not a curated record. Gene Ontology annotation, biological process: protein phosphorylation. NCBI's taxonomy places the organism in Eukaryota, Viridiplantae, Streptophyta, Magnoliopsida, Brassicales, Brassicaceae. The coding region runs from base 1 to 1128 and encodes 375 amino acids. The transcript has 2 exons. Gene Ontology annotation, molecular function: ATP binding; protein kinase activity.
AUGGAACGUCUAAGCCAACGUACGAAAUUUGUGAAGUCGUUAGGCAAAGGUUCGUUUGGUUCCGUCAAUCUCAUCAAGUUCACUAAACCCGACGGCUCGAAGCCAUACUACCACGCCGUGAAAAGCUCAAACGCACAAGACUUCGAAUCUCUCUACAACGAGUUUCAGAUUCUGUCUAAACUUAGAGAUUGUCCGAGAAUUGUGCAAACAUAUGGUACAUCUCUCGAGAGAGGUGUGAAUGAUAACGGAACAAGAGUUUAUAACAUGUCGAUGGAGUACGCAGCUGGCGGAAGUUUAACUUCGUUCAUGGAAACAAGGUCGUUGACGGAUACGAUGAUCAGAGACUUCACUUGUAUGAUUCUUGAAGGACUUGUCUCUGUUCAUGAUCACGGAUACGUCCACUGCGAUCUCAAACCGGACAAUCUUCUCUUGUUUCCACGUGAUGAUGUUGGUGUAACGAAAGAAGUUUCGUAUGAGUUGAAGCUUUCAGACUUUGGGAUGUCGACAGAAGCUGGAGAGGAGUCGGUGUUUUGGGAGUUUGAUUCUCCAUACUUGGGAACGCCUCUUUACAUGUCUCCUGAGUCUGUUCACUACGGCGUCGCGGAGAAGUCGUUAGACUUGUGGUCGCUAGGUUGUGUUGUGUUGGAGAUGUACACAGGAAAGUCUCCGUGGCCGUUCCAGGACUCGGACGAGCUUUUGCGUCAUUUAUUGGAUGAGAAAGCGCCAGAGAUUCCAGAGUCUCUUCCUUGGGAGGCAAGGCAGUUUCUGCAAACGUGUUUCGCAAGAGAUCCUGUGGAGAGGGGAAGUGCUUCGGAGCUGUUGAAGCAUCCGUUUCUUCUUCCGGAAGUUUCUGAUGAGAAGAGAGUGAUGGUUACAGGCGCCGGAAGUAGGAUAAAGUCGGUGGCUGUAAUGAAGUCUAGGGUUAUAAUGAAGAAGCCAAUAAGAGUGAAAAUUCUUCCACCAAAGACGCCACGGUUUAAGAAAGUUUUGAAUAGACCCUUAAGGCUGAAGACUAUACCUCCAAAACCCCCAGGAUUCAAUCUCGUGUUUGUUCAGUCGUUUUGUCUCAGUGUAUCAGUGUGUUCUGUCGCUUUGUUACUUGGUGGUAGAUGGUGUAGAGCAAAUUAAUACACAGUUGUGAGGAUUGUACAGAGGAAACAUCAAGGAGCAGUGGUUUAGUUCCUGUGUCAACAUUGUCACUUGAUAGAACCAUCUCGUAACUUUUGUUUUGUUUUGUUCAUCUCUUUGAAAUCUGUCUGUUUGUACUUGUAUAGAUUCUAUACGUAACUUUGUAACAACACUUGGAGAAUUUAUGUUAAUUGAUUUUUUCUCUUUUCAUUGUCUUUGUGUCAAACAAGAUAACAAACAAGUCUAGCUAAAAAGUGUGUCCAUGUCUCCAAAGCUGAAUUAAAGAAGCAGCUGUUCUAUGAAUAGCUCUAAGGAUGUGUGGAUGUUCUUCCUAGAAACAGCGUUCAAUGAUGUUGCAAUUAUCUACAACCACUUCUCCUUCCCGUUUCAACUUCUUCCCUGAAACUACUCCGUUCUUGACUGCUACAGCUUCCUGAAAAUGAAUAUAUUCAUACAUAUGUUUAACAGAUAAACUACAAAAUGCUCUGCAGUAGAUAACAUAUUUCAAACCAUUCAUAUAUAUGCAUGAAUCCUGAUAAUAACCGAGAAGCAAACAUUCAGGUUUGGUC